This is a messenger RNA of Rotaria socialis, 525 nucleotides long. NCBI's taxonomy places the organism in Eukaryota, Metazoa, Rotifera, Eurotatoria, Philodinida, Philodinidae. The record is from the annotation of a GenBank genome assembly.
AUGUUAUUGUUCAAAUCGACCAGCACAGCAACUAUUGAUCUAACGAAAAGUGAGGAUUUUCAACAUCGUACGUCGCAGAAACAACAGUCAAAUCCUAUGUUAGAAACCAUCAAUGGAAAUCUAGAUGAUGUAAAUCCAAUAGCUCCGUUUCGACAACAUCCAUGGGUUGCAGCCGCGGAUAAUCUUGAGAUGAAGCACAUCGUGAAAAAAAGAUGUACUAAUGGAUGUCGAUCUGCACGUCAUAGUCAUAAUCACCGUCGUCAUCAUCAUAGUCAUCACCAUUCGUCAAACCCAUACCCUAAUUCUAUGGGAAACCCAUAUCCUAAUUCUAUGGGAAAUCCAUAUCCUAAUACUUGGGGUAAUUCAUAUCCUAAUACUUGGGGUAAUUCAUAUCCUAAUACUUGGGGUAAUUCAUAUCCUAAUAAUUGGGGUAAUUCAAAUCCGAAUUCUUGGAUGAAUUCAUAUCCGAUUGGAAUCCCACCUUUUCAACCACGAUAUCGCCGAUCACUCUCGAUAUUCGAUUAA